Molecule: messenger RNA, 1594 nt
Organism: Portunus trituberculatus (swimming crab)
Lineage: Eukaryota; Metazoa; Arthropoda; Malacostraca; Decapoda; Portunidae
Product: frequenin-1
Exons: 8
Coding region: 156-719 (187 amino acids)
Molecular function (GO): calcium sensitive guanylate cyclase activator activity; calcium ion binding
Source: RefSeq, a predicted model, not a curated record
GAAGAAGAAGAAGAAGUCAACACACUCUCUCUCUCUCUAAAAAAAUGACCUCAUAGAAAGAUAGAGAGAGAAAGAGAGAGAGAAAACGAGAGAUAGAGAUAGAGAGAUAGAGAGAGAGAGAAAAUUAGAACUAUCUCUAAUUGAAGCAAGACAAAAUGGGAAAGAAAAACUCUAAACUCAAACCAGAAACUAUUCAAAAACUAUGCGAGGAAACCUAUUUUACUGACAAGGAAAUCAAACAAUGGCACAAAGGCUUCCUCAAAGACUGUCCCAAUGGUCUACUAACAGAGACGGGGUUUAUUAAGAUCUACAAGCAGUUUUUCCCGCAAGGCGACCCUACCAAGUUCGCGUCCCUGGUGUUCCGUGUCUUUGAUGAGAAUAAUGACGGGUCUAUUGAAUUUGAGGAGUUUAUAAGAGCGCUUUCAAUAACAUCCAGAGGGAACGUGGACGAGAAACUGCUAUGGGCUUUCCGGCUAUAUGACGUUGACAAUGACGGGUUCAUAACAAGAGAGGAGAUGUACAGCAUAGUGGACGCGAUCUAUCAAAUGGUGGGACAGGCGCCCGGGGGAGAGGAGGAAAAUAAUCCCCAAAAAAGAGUCGACCAAAUUUUUUCCCAAAUGGACAAAAAUCAAGAUGAGAAAUUGACUUUGCAAGAAUUCAAGGAGGGAAGCAAGGCCGACCCACGCAUCGUUGAAGCUCUCUCUCUCGGCGACAAUUAAAGCUAGCUCUAAUGUGAGAUAGUCAAAAUGUAGAGCAAGAAUUGGGCUAUCUUUCGGCGUAAAGAUUGUGAGCGAGUGAGAGAGAGAAAGUGAGAAAAUUAAAGAAAGUUAUCAGAAGUUGUGAAAAUUUUCCUAUUUUUUGCUUGCUACAUGACUCUCUUUUUCUCUCUCUAUCUCUCUCACAUUUAAAGCUAGCUCUAAUGAGAAGCAGUCAAAAUGUAGAGCAAGAAUUGGGCUAUCGUUCUGUGUAAAGAGACUGAGCGAGGGAGUUAGAGAAAGUGAGAUAGAGAGAGAAAUGUGUGAUUAUCUUUAAAUUCAAUUCAGAUUUUGUAUGACAGCUCUCUCUUUCUUUCUCUCUCUAUCUCUCUCACAUUUAAAGCUAGCUCUAAUGUCAGGUAGUCAAAAUGUAGAGCAAGGAUUGAGCUAUCUUUCUGUAUAAAGAUUGUGAGCGAAUGAGAGAGAGAAAGAGAGAUAGAGAGAAAAAUGUGUGAUUAUCUUUAAUUUCAAUUCAGAUUUUGUAUGAAAACUCUUACUCUCUCUCUCCCUCUAUCUCUCUCACAUUUAAAGCUAGCUCUAAUGUGAGAUAGUCAAAAUGUAGAGCAAGGAUUGAGCUAUCUUUCUGUAUAAAGAUUGUGAGCGAGUGAGAGAGAGAAAGGGAGAUAGAGAGAAAAAUGUGAGAUUAUCUUUAAUUUCGAUUCAGAUUUUGUAUAAAAACUCUUACUCUCUCUCUCCCUCUAUCUCUCUCACAUUUAAAGCUAGCUCUAAUGUGAGAUAAUCAAAAUGUAGAGCAAAAAUUGGGCUAUCCUUUUGUGUAAAGAGAGUGAGCGAGUGAGUUAGAGAAAGUGAGAUAGAGAGAGAAAUGUGUGAUUAUCUUU